This is a messenger RNA of Lymnaea stagnalis (great pond snail), 5755 nucleotides long. NCBI's taxonomy places the organism in Eukaryota, Metazoa, Mollusca, Gastropoda, Lymnaeidae. The record is from the annotation of a GenBank genome assembly.
CUUACAAACAUUUUAAUAAGGAACAGCAGCCUUAAAAUUACGGCCAAAUUAUAAUUCAAACAUAAGAGAGUUAAAAGGAAAAAUAAUAAUUAAAAAUAACUAAUAAGAUGGUGUUUGGAUGACAAGAAAAUAUUUUGAGUAAAACAUAUACAAAAGAAUUAUUAGCAUUUAAAAUCAAUAUAUAUUAAACAGUGUUUUAAUUUAAUAUUUAUUUUCAUGAUAUUUCAGCUUCUAUUUUUAUGCUUUUAAUCUAAUAAUAAUAAUAAAAAUAACAAUAAUAAUAAUAAUUAUAAUAAUAAUAAUUUAAAAGUAAAAACACUCAUUCAAAAUUGCUGAAUAUUUAUUUGAAAUUUAAUAAUGUUAAAUUCGAUAGUUUGUAAGAAUAUUGUUAUCUUUUAUUUUAUAGUUUAGCUCAACAGUAAUGACAUUGUUGUUAAGACGAACGGUAAGUCCAUUCAUCUGAUUAUAGCUUGACCAGCAGCCGUCGUCCCUGACCUCUGGUCAUGUCGUUCUAAACAUAACUCGCACUGAACAUGAUCGUAAAGUGCUUAUACUUUGUAAUUACUGUUUUGUUGGGAUUAUCUGUGUAUUCAAAGAUUUCACCAGCGCUGUCCAUCAUACUGUGGGGGGUUCGUGGUGGUACACAUGCUUUUCUGGGCAAAGUAAGAACAAAGUGAAGAGACCCUUUAAAAACUAUCUAUUUACCCCAUCUUCCCCCCCCCCCAAACCGCUACCCCCACCGUAUAAGGGUCCCAGUACACAUGGUUUCAAAGAUUUCACCAGCGCUGUCCAUCAUACUGGGGGGGGUUCGUGGUGGUACACAUGCUUUUCUGGGCAAAGUAAGAACAAAGUGAAGAGACCCUUUAAAAACUAUCUAUUUACCCCAUCUUCCCCCCCCCCAAACCGCUACCCCCACCGUAUAAGGGCCCCAGUACACAUGGUGGUACUUUAGUUUUCACUUAACUCGAAAGAGCCCUUUCGAAAUAUUUUAGAUACAUAUAAAAAACAAUUAUUUUUUUUAGAAUGUGUCCUAAUGAAAUUGCCUAAUGAUAAAAGCCAGAGAGUUCGUGUUUUCAACGAUUACCAUUUGGUUCUCUCUGUCACGAAAGAAAUAAUUUUUUUAAACACUCUGGCCAUUUCAGACAUUUCAGUAAAUUUGUUGAUGAAGGAUUUGUAAACGUGUGCUCCAGUUCCAUCAAAUUUUUUUAGGAGCCUGUCAAUUUUGAUAUACUUACUUUGUUUUUGGUUAUUAUUUAGCUCGAAUAAGAAUAGUGAAGUUUGCAACCCCCGUCUCCCAGAGUGCGGAGGGUUGACUGGUAGUGUGAGACAGACGAAAAACCCUUUAGUAUGCCUAAAAAGGGGGGGGGGGGGGGGGGGGGGGGUGUUGGCGUUGGCGGGAAAAAAGUGUAGCAAGGCACCUCCCAGGUCAGUGGCGUGCUUGUAGUGUGGGUCUUUGUAUUAGAAAUUGUCACACUGUCUUCGCCCCCCCUCCCUCCUUUUUUUUUUCUUUCAGCACGAAGGUAGAUCCCACGAUCGUGAAUUAAACUGCUGAAUGAUAAUUGUGUUCCAGUGACGGGUGGGUGCGAGUAGCUGGGAGUUCCACUGCACGACAGUUUACAGUUUGGAGGCCGAAGAUUAAUUUAUCGGAGGCAAACCGAUAACUGGUGAGACUACUCCAGACGCUACACUGGUCAAGUGUGUGAUUCUACUACACAGAGGAGUUGUCUCAAGCUCUGUGGACAGACAACUCUUGUUGCAAGCUCUUUGGAAAGACAACUCGCCAGGUAGGCGUUUCAUUUCUUAUUUUAAGAUCUAUGUAUGUCUCUUGUAAAAAGAUCUAUGUAUGUCUCUGGUAAAUUAAGUUAAAAUUAUGGCUUCUUUCGAAGUUACCAUCUUCUUACUGGGUUCUGUCAAAACACAUUUUAUAGAAAAUAUCCAUAAUUAAGUCCUAAUAAUAGAACAUGAAUUUCAUUAAAACGAUCGAUUGGUCGAAGUAGACAAGAAAUCAUCGACUAAUUUCAAUCAAUAUUAAGAAUUUUAAGCAACACAUUUCUUUCUUGGUGUGUUCAUGGAAAAAAAAGCAGAUCAAAAUAGAAGCUAACAAUAAUUGUUUAACAAAAUAUAUGUAUCUUAUUUUUGUCUGCAAUGAUCCGAGUUUCGUAAACGUAUGAGAACCGCUACAACACAGUAACACGAGAGUAGAAGCUUAAACAAAAAUAUUUGAUACUUGACCUUUUUAAGGGUUAUAAAGUUGAUACACGUUACUGAUAAUCAGUUGUUAGCAGUCCCUUUUUUUUUCUCUUGCAGGGCGAAGUUCAAAAUAAAAUAGCAGAACACACACAGCACAUCUAACGGGCUGCAUUUCUUUCACUCCAAGCAAAUGUGAAACGAUUCAAACAUUAUUAAAGACACACUCAGCGCUUGAAGUUCUGGGCCAUAAUCAUUCUUUUUUCAUUGCGGCCCGGCGUUGUAGGUGCUAAAUAUGUCAAUUUAUUUUUGCUAAGUCAACAUAGAUGUUAUAUAAGUUAACAAAACACACAAAGCUAAUUUUAGCAGAUAAUUUUUUCAAAGAGUUAUUACUUAAUAAGUUACUGGUCGGCAACUAUCCUCUAGAUCAGUGUUUCUCAAACUUUCGGCAUCGGUGGAACCCCCGCCUAAAAAAAAUGCAUUUACUUUAAUAAAAAUAUAAAAAAAUAUAUAUUUAAAAUAUAUUUAUUCCUUCGCAGUGCGUAAACCCCCCCCCCAACCCGCUUCCAACCAGGCUCUUCCCCCGGGUGAACGCGUAACACACUUUGGGAACCACUGCACUAGAUGGCAGGUCUUAUAACAUUGACUUUAAAAUGAAUUUAAGGAGGGAAGUGUGUAAUGUUUCUAGACGCCUUAAUCAAUAAAGCCACAUCUCUAGACAUUCAACUGUUAUGGUGUUGUUCCUUUUCAAUGACACAAAUCAUUGGUAAGAUAAUAAUCUUUCAAAUCAUUUUCAACACAUAAUUAAAUACAAAUUUUUAACAAGACAACAUUUAGCACUAACAAUGAUUUAAAAUCAAGCUAUCUAAAGUAUUUCUCUAUAGCGCAGCAAUCAGCUAUGAAUCAAUUCAUUAAGUGACAAAAUGACUUAUUAGUGAUCAUUUAUUAGAUUUGCAAUCGCUGUGGAAAACGUGCGGGUUAAAUCGUACAGACUGUGGAGACAAAGACAUUGCGUAUCUUUUGGUCCUAACAUUGAGAGAAAGAAUUCGACCUGAUCGAGCUGAUCUAAGGUGUACAAUGUGAUGAGGAGGGGGGGGGGGCGCAUCAUCCAAAAAUUCUUUUAGGUUUUUAACAACAGCAUUUUCUUCUUCAAAUAGUUAUGGGUGUGUUAAGUUGAUGGGAUAUUAAUAGAAGCUUUCUUGAAUUCCCACACCAGCAGGUAACACUGAAGUUCAGUAGGCUCCUCCUUGGUGUGCUCUUGGAAUAAGGGUAAUAGCAUGUUUCAUUUCAGUGAUCUGAGAGACUUUAUAUUUGUGUUUUUGCAGAAAAUUUUGAUAUUCCUAAAAAUGGAGGGAUGCAUGGCAGUGGAGUUGAUGAUGGGAAAAACCAUCAACACUUGCGUAGUAAGGGGGCAAAUGGGGCGGUCUGCCCCCACAGCGGCAAAGUUUUUUUCUUUACCUAACGGGUGUCCUUUUUACAUUUUCAGCCAAUGCCAGAGUUUCUUUUACGAUCGCGGGGAAAAAAGUGUGUGUGAGGGGGGGGGGAUAUUAGCCUAACCCGGGUGACCCUUAAAGUAGCCACUAAAUCGCCAAUCCUCUUCCUCAAAGAUUAUGGUUGUGAUUUAAGGUAAAUGAAAUUACAUUUGAUAUUUUAUCUAAUGAUAUAUUUAAAUAACAAUGACCUUACAAAGUAUUUCUUCUUCCUUUCAAUAGCAAAUCGAAGAUGACUUCCCCUUCUUAUGGACAAUAUAAUCUGCUUCUGGUGGGAAGAACAGGAAAUGGUAAAAGCUCAACCGGGAACUCGAUUCUCGGUGAACGUGCCUUCAUUCCCGGAAACGGAAAUAGUGAUGACGUCAUGGAAUUUAACUCGGCGCUCGUUGAUGGGUUUCAUAUCCAAGUGUUGGAUGGAACAGGCACCGGCGACACAGGAAGUGACGCCAAACGUGACGUCCAGUCUCUCCUAACACACAUCAGGGAAACAUUGUGGAGAUAUGUGCUGAACGUUCACGCCAUUAUCCUCGUGCUGAAGUACGGCGUACGGUUCACCAAGCAAGAGAAGGACGCCGUGGAACUGAUCAAGUCCGUCUUCGGCAAGAACGUCCUGAAGAAAUGGGGCGUCCUCGUUAUGACGCACGGGGACAAUUUCGAGAUGGACAAUGAGGAUGAGAACGGGACUUUUGAAGACUGGUUGAAAGAACAAAUAGGGGACAUUCAAACUUUGAUCACAGAAUGCGAUAACAGGUGCGUGCUCUUCAACAACAGGGAAAAAGACGAGGAUAAAAAGCGAGUUCAACGCCAUAAUCUCAUGGAAAAGGUCAAGGCCAUCAAAGACGAGCCGUACACCGAAAGAGUAUUCCAGGAGGCGCUAGAAGGACACACUAAAAUAUUAGUGCAGAGCUAUAUUCCAAGGUUACAGAGCCGCGUAAACGAAAUAAUUGAUAAAAUCAACGGGCAAGUUGCGAUUAUCCAACACCGCAUGACAAGUCACCCCAGCGAUUGCAUUGACAAGCUCCAAAAACUGUCCAGGGAACUCGAGUCCCAAAAGCUAUACUUAAACCAAGAAGACCGAGGUACUGGAUUAGUUAAGCCCAUGUUACUGCAGAUCAGCGUGGCGGAGAUGAGCCUGGAGUCGAGCAGGAAGAGAUGCCAGCAGUUGGUCGAAGAAGAGAGUCACAGCACGGUGCUUCCGGUGCCAGCUGCUGAGCACAACGUCACGUUCAGACCCGCGGAGGAAUUUCACGCGACGAGCAGGCCGACGAGGAGGAGCUCGUGGCGUUUCUCGUGGUCAUCAAAAGAAUGCCUGGCCACCGCGGGUGUCGUCGUUAUAGUUGUCAGUACCGUGACGCUCGUAUUUGCUUCGAGGUACGCCAAUUUUUAACGACCGAACAGCGAUGAGCACAGUAUUUGACAAAACAAACAGUACAGAGAAUAAUGCGUUACUUUUUCGAAGGACUUUCCAAACUGCUCUACGUGUACAAUUAAGACCAAAAUCAAACAAACAAUCGACAUCUUAAAGGGCGUAGAGAGUCUUCACCAGACAUCCUAAAGGAGUCAAGUUUAACAGAAGGCUUUAAAGACUUGGUUUAUUUAAGUGCACAAAUCUCAAAUGCUUCUUUGUGAUUUUUUCCCCCUUCUUCUGAAAUGAAAGAGUAUACCACCCAUAAGUUUUAACUUGUUUAUCGUGAAAAAUCCCAUCCGUUUGUUUAUCUAAAUAAUCCCAUUUAUCUGCCUAUCGAGAAAUCCUAUUUAUUUUUUUUAUGUUCAUUAAUUAAUAAAAAAAAAAUUUCAACCAGAUUGCCGAAAAUGGAAAUUGUUUCUCAAAAUUGAAGAACAAUUACUGACCAAUAGAAUACUGGCAAAUGCAGAGUUUUUUUUAAAUUUUAUUUGUUUAAAUAAAGAGGCAAGGGGCAGUUCUAUAAAAAUAUGAAUUCAAAGAAAUUAUUCGUGGUUUGAUUUUUUUUACUCUGCCAAAAAAAAAAUUAAUUUAUUCAAAUGUUAGAUUUUUAAAAUUUCUCAUAAGUUUAUUUGUUUUGAUUGCACAAUAAACAAUGAAUCUGUUUUGUUUCAAA